Molecule: messenger RNA, 1752 nt
Organism: Sphaerulina musiva SO2202
Lineage: Eukaryota; Fungi; Ascomycota; Dothideomycetes; Mycosphaerellales; Mycosphaerellaceae
Product: AMP-binding enzyme
Exons: 3
Biological process (GO): fatty acid metabolic process
Molecular function (GO): medium-chain fatty acid-CoA ligase activity
Source: RefSeq, a predicted model, not a curated record
AUGAAAACUCAAGAGGAUAUAUGCAGCCCGCCCAGGCCAAAGCUUCAUCGUGUCGACUCGCCAUUGGAGACUGCAGACGAUGGCCCGCUGUUCGAGUGCAGUCUUGCAGAGGCUUUUACUGCAACAGCGGAGAAGUUCCCGAAUCAUACUGCAAUCAUAGACGAGGAGUGCAGACGUGAAAGCACGUUUCGAGAGGUCGAUUCUUUUGCCAAGUCGAUUGCAGCUGGGCUUCAGGCGCGAGGUAUCCGCAAAGGAGAUCGAGUCGCCACCAGCUUGGGCAACACACUUGAGGGUUGUGUCAGUAUCUUGGCUUGCUACAAGCUGGGCGCGAUCGCGGUGCCACUCAAUCCUUCUUACAAGCCAGCUCAGGUCAUCGGCGCACUCAACCACGUGACCGCCGCUUGUCUCAUCAUCAGUGCCGAAGCCAAUCUGCCAUUCCGACGACCAGCUUCCACGAUACCGACUCUGGAAGCAUUCGUGGAUGAUCUAUACGUCGAAAAGAUCUCCAGUCGAGCAGUUCCCAGCCUGGAACAUGUCAUCAUCGUGGACAAUUCUUGUGGCAGAAUCGACACGACCCCGUUCAAAUCCUUGAUUUGCUGGAACACACUACUCACUGGUCAAGAAGAGCUGUCUGAUAAUGCAGUGAGCAAAGACGAUGUUGCUCUGAUACAGUUCACCUCCGGGACUACAUCGGCUCCCAAGGGAGCAUGUCUGACCAAUCGUAACCUCGUGAACAUCGCAAUCAACAUGGGACGGCGCCUGAAUUAUACAGAACAGGACACUGUCUGUUGCCCUACACCACUGUUCCACGUCUCCGGGACAACACUUGGACUGGCGAUAUCUCAAUGCUUUGGGGCAACUCUCGUCUUCCCUUCAGAGGCCUUCAAUACUGCCGCCACUGUCGAAGCACUUCGAACGCAGAAGUGCACAGCAGUAUAUGGAGUUCCUACCAUGUACGUGGCGAUGCUCGAAUACAUCAGCCAGAGUCACAUUCGAAGCGAAGAUUUCAAGCAAUUGCGAACAGGCAUCAUCAGCGGUGCCCCUGUCCACGCUUCCUUACUUCGUAAGGUGCACGACGUACUCUAUCUUCCCGAGUUGGCAGUCUGUUGGGGCAUGAGCGAAACUGCCGGUGCGGCGACCAUGUCUCAUCCUUACGAUCCAUCCGUGAAGCGAGUCACGUCCGUCGGUCGAACACUCCCUCAUACUCAGGUCCGCGUGGUGUCUCGAGACGACCCGCUUCGCGUGUUGCCUGUAGGUGAACGCGGAGAGCUUGUAGUGGCGGGCUACCUCCUUAUGAAGGGGUACUGGAACGAUCCUGCAGCUACUGCAGCAGCGCAGAUCUACGAUCCUGUCUCGAAUGAAAUAUGGAUGCGCACUGGAGAUGAAGGUGUCCAGGACGCAGACGGCUUCUUUCAGGUGACGGGGCGUAUCAAGGAUGUGAUCAUUCGUGGGGGUGAGAACAUCCAUCCUGCGGAGAUUGAAAGCAUACUGGUCGAGCAUGCUCGUGUGAUGGAUGCGAGCGUGGUGGGCAUACCUGAUGAGAAGUAUGGUGAAAUUGUUGGUGCCUUUGUCGUUCUGAACGAUGCCAGCGGCGCCAGUACUUCUAUGAAGCAAGAGUUGCAAGAAUGGGUAGGCGGCAAGUUGGGCAAGACUUGGGUGCCCCGAGAGGUGUUUGUGGUUGAAGAUCUUCCCAAGACUGCUUCCGGCAAGGUCCAAAAGUUCGAGUUGAGGGAGAAGGCGAAAGGCUUGCUU